AUGGAUGCACAGAGUUCAGCCAAAAUGAACACAAGAAAGAGGAGAAAAGAGGUACCUGGACCCAAUGGGGCAACAGAAGAAGAUGGAAUUUCUUCAAAAAUGCCACGCUGUGCAAUUGGCUUACAGCAGCCAGCUCCUUUUUCUGACGAAAUUGAAGUUGACUUUAGUAAGCCCUAUGUCAGGGUAACUAUGGAAGAAGCCAGCAGAGGAACUCCUUGUGAUCGGCCUGUGAGAGUUUAUGCCGAUGGAAUAUUUGACUUAUUUCACUGUGGUCAUGCCCGGGCUCUGAUGCAAGCAAAGAACCUUUUCCCUAAUACAUACCUCAUUGUAGGAGUUUGCAGUGAUGAACUUACGCACAACUUCAAAGGCUUCACGGUGAUGAAUGAAAAUGAGCGCUAUGAUGCAGUGCAGCACUGCCGGUAUGUGGAUGAGGUGGUGAGGAAUGCCCCCUGGACCCUGACACCAGAGUUCCUGGCAGAACACCGGAUUGAUUUUGUAGCCCAUGAUGACAUCCCUUAUUCUUCUGCUGGGAGCGAUGAUGUUUAUAAGCACAUCAAGGAAGCAGGUAUGUUUGCACCAACACAGAGGACAGAAGGUAUCUCCACAUCAGACAUCAUCACCCGAAUUGUCCGGGAUUAUGAUGUCUAUGCCCGACGGAACCUACAGAGGGGCUACACAGCAAAGGAGCUCAAUGUCAGCUUUAUCAAUGAGAAGAAAUACCACUUGCAAGAGCGGGUUGACAAAGUAAAGAAGAAAGUGAAAGAUGUGGAAGAAAAGUCAAAAGAAUUUGUUCAGAAGGUCGAGGAAAAAAGCAUUGAUCUCAUUCAGAAAUGGGAGGAGAAAUCCCGAGAAUUCAUUGGAAGUUUCCUGGAAAUGUUUGGUCCAGAAGGAGCGCUGAAACAUAUGCUGAAAGAGGGGAAAGGCCGGAUGCUGCAGGCCAUCAGUCCAAAGCAGAGUCCCAGCAGCAGCCCCACUCGGGAACGCUCCCCCUCCCCGUCUUUUCGAUGGCCCUUCUCUGGCAAGACUUCCCCGCCUUCCUCCCCAGCAAACCUCUCCAGGCACAAGGCUGCAGCCUAUGAUAUCAGUGAGGAUGAAGAAGACUAAGUUUUCAUCCCUCCUUUCCUCUUCCCUCCCUCUGUCCCAUCACCUUUGGAAGCUCUCUGUUGAAUUUCAAAUUGUGAUUCCAACACUAAACCUAAGGACAGCUACAAAGGAAAGAAAGUUGGGGCAGGAGGAUGUAGGAUGGGAUCAGCAGCCCAUCCUCCAAGAGACAUCACCUAUCCACACGAAGAAAGAGGCUGACUACACCUCAGAAACCUGUUCUGCAUCCAUAUACCCUCCCUACAGACUUUGCUUUAUUGUUUAUGUUCAUGUGAUUUUGACAGGGAAAUUGUCAUUUUUAUUAAUUUUUUAAAAAUUAGUCUUUCAAAUGUUGUAAGUAGAACUAAUUCUUUGCCCCUGAGGAGCGGGCAGAAGGAAGUGGUGUAUUACCCAGAGGCCUUUUCUUCCUGAUACACUAUAGUGUUUACCUUCUGUUGGUGGCUUGCCAAGUCCUUCAAGCAAUGAGCCAUGCUGAUGAGUGAUUUCAGGGGGAGGGGAAAUAGCAUAAUUUUGGUGUCCUUAAAAAAAAGCUAAAAGCUGAGUAAACUCAGUCACAAACCCCCUCAAUGAACUGCUGGCACAUGUGUCAAUGUGGCUGUGAGAAGAAGAUCUGAGCCGAACUUUUCUUACUCCCUGAGGAGUUUCUUGUUGGACCCGAUGGGGUCCAUGGAAAGACACUGAUAUGGAUGGGACAGACCACAUGGCAUCAGCUGCGGUUUUCCUGCUGUGUUCAUCUUCUCAGAAAACUCUGUUGCCCAUUUAUUUGGGAGCUCUUGUCAAUCUCUUUCCUACAGUCUACCUUUGAAGGAAGGAACACUUUCAGGUUUAUUGUGAUUGGGGAGGGGAGUGGGACAGUACUCAAUCCUAUAAAGGAUCAGGUUAGGUUAAUUUUCCCAUCUGGGUGUAAGUACCUGGCCCUGCUAUUUCAAUGCUUAUUACCUAGCUUUUUACAGAGGAUACUUUGUAAAUGUCUGCAGUUUGAACAUGAUCUGUUAAUCCAUGUUGCUCAAAGCCAUAUUGAAUAUUUAGAGAGAUUUGCACAGAAUUUAAACACAAAAGUAUAAAGAAACACCCCCCCCUUCCUAAAGCCUUAUCUUGAACUCUCUCCUUCUUAAGAAUGUUCUUAACUGGAACUAAUGCUCCAGGUGGUGUUUCUUUUCCUCUGAAGGUUGCAGUGGUUGGGACUUCCCUCCGCUGCCCCUCCAGCAGGCCACAAAACAUUACAAGAGAAUGGCAGGUUCUUUCCCUUUCCCACGUGUGCCUGGUGGUUAUGGUCCCACUUCUGUUAGGUUGCCCAGGAGGAUUCGUCACUUAUAUACCACAUCAGAGAUGCUGAAGCUUAACACUUGCAGUUGAGCAUGAGCUCAUUUUAAGUCUCUAGCAUUCUGCAGCUACAUGACCGAGCAGACCAUCAUCUUCAAUAAUCCUGUAGCUGGGUUCAGGGGUAAAAUUGCUUAUGUCCAGGCCCCACCCUGUCACUCAUAAAUACCCCUUGUGGGGGUGGAGUUUUGGUGUUUUCAGCUAAGAAAACUGCAUUUUAUCUUUUCUUGCCCCUAUGCUAGGGCUGUGAGCAUCUCAUAGUCUCUUCCCUAAAUACUUUCUGGUAAAACCUGCUCUUCUGCCUGAGGAUCAGAGGCUAGAAUCACUGCCUGCUUGCACAGCAGGACUACCUAGUUUCCUAAAACUCCGAUCACCCAGAGAGACAGAGUAGAGACAAAGAGAGGGAAAUCUCUUGUUGUCCUGAUGGCUUAUGUAAACUACAUUUCUGACUCUUCUCAUGAAGUGCUAUUUUUGCUCUCAAAUAUGGUUUACAUGAGCUUUGACUUGGAAUCCUUUUUUUGAAACAGUUCAAGUUCUUGUUUUCCUACAUUAACCAGCUUCAUAGGAUCACAUAUUUUAACUUUUCUGCUCUAGUCUUCCCUCUUUGGGCAUUCUGCCUAUCUCUGUCUUAUUCUCCCUAGUAUAGAAAGAUGAUGAAAUCAUCACUGAAGAUCACCUACCUGUUCCCUCAAAGUACAUAUUGGCCAAGUGUAUUUGGCAAGGGAGAUGCUCAGAAUGUGGUUUUCCUCCCUGCAUGUCACUCCUCUCAAGUUUACUGUCUGGACCUCUUCCUCUGCUCUGUCAAUGGGCUACUUUGGGCAUUCCCUGCCCUUGGAAUAUAACCGCUGUGCUAAUAAGUUCUGGGAGACCGCCAGGGCCAGCAUAUGCACAAGUGCUUGGAAAGCCCUCUCACCCCUUUUGAUGAGCCUCUGUGGCCUCAGUCUCCUAACACUAGUGCAUCCUCAAAUAAUUUUGACUUAAGGCUAAAACUUUUAUUGUGUGGCAUAUUAGCUACUUUGGGAUAAAUGUGAUCCUAGGUGCUGGACAAGGAUGUGUGGAGGGAAGAAGCUGUUGGGAUGAUGUGUUAUUUGAUCAUUUGUGCCUAAUUAAAUGAAGUUAGUGGUUUGCCUACCAUGACCAUGCCUGUGAUCUGUAAGUCUUCUAUUAUUAAUUUUAAUAUUAACUAUUAAUAUUGAUUUCUAAUAUUAAUAUUAAUUAGCUAUUUCCCUGAAUCCCACACACAAAGCAAUAAGCCAAAUGUAGCAGAGAUGGGAGAGCCUUAAACACUGGUUGUCUUCAGAGCUCAGUCUGUAAGACAGAAGAAUGGAGACAAACCCAGGAGCUGGUGCUGGGGAGGUGCUACUUCAUUUACCUUGAGAUGGCU
This is a messenger RNA of Neomonachus schauinslandi (Hawaiian monk seal), 3805 nucleotides long. It is a transcript of the gene PCYT1A, whose product is annotated as phosphate cytidylyltransferase 1A, choline. Gene Ontology annotation, molecular function: choline-phosphate cytidylyltransferase activity; phosphatidylcholine binding. The transcript is spliced from 8 exons. Gene Ontology annotation, biological process: CDP-choline pathway. NCBI's taxonomy places the organism in Eukaryota, Metazoa, Chordata, Mammalia, Carnivora, Phocidae. The coding region runs from base 1 to 1104 and encodes 367 amino acids. Gene Ontology annotation, cellular component: endoplasmic reticulum. The record is from RefSeq and is a predicted model, not a curated record.